AUGGAGACGCCUCCCAGCACCAGCACCAAGGGGCCAUCUCGCCGGCCCCAUACGAAAACACGCCUGGGCUGUAACACAUGCAAGGCGCGAAAAGUAAGAUGUGACCAGAUCAAGCCCGUGUGUCAAAACUGCACGCGCGGCAAUCGAACAUGUGUCUACGCUUCAGUAAGCCAAGCGUCCAGCCCAUCAACUUCCCUCUCCGUCACCCCAGCAGAGGCGCAGGAUUUGGAGUUGAUGCACUAUUACACCAUCUCAAGCCACCAAAUACUCUCCCGACUUCCCGAGCACUACUGGAUCUGGCAGGUGCAGGUUCCACGCAUGGCAUUCUCUCACAAAUACCUCCUCCACGGCCUCCUAGCCCUGACUGCCAUGCAUCGCUGUUCCGGCGCCGAUGAAUCCCAAAUCCCCAAUUUGGUCGCCUUGGCCCGAUAUCACCAACAACACGCCCUGGUAUUGUACAUUCCCCUCUUGCAACAAAUCGAUCCCGACAACUGCCAUGCCUUGUUCGCCUUUUCCAUCGUCCUCACCCUCCUCUCGUUUGGCAUGCUAAAGUCCGACGACCACAAUCCGCAGUCCCUCAUCAACGGCUUCACGGAUGUUUGUGAUUCCCAGUUUGGCGCAGCGGCAGUGGCCACCCAAGCGGCAGAAUGGCUGCGACAUGGACCACUGGGACCGACCGUCGUGCCGAUUGUGCAGCCCAAAUCCGACCUUUCAGAUGUUGAUCCCAGCGUGAGGGGCGUGCUGGAGCCUCUUCUACAAUGCGCACAGAGUGUUUGCGAAGAAGCCCGAGCCCAUCAGAGUGCCGACGAGGUGGCGUCGAGACAUGCAGCGUACAUGACCUCCAUCAUGGCACUGGCGAGCAUCCAGCAAGAGGAAUCCGCCGCAGAAAUCGCCAUGAUAACGGCCUGGCCUGUGAUGACCACGCCGUCCUACGUCAAACUGUUAAAGGAGAGAGAUCAACUUGCCCUUGUGAUUUUGGGGAAUUAUGGUGCAGUUUUGCAUAUAUGCGGCGGACAGUGGAUCAUCGAAGGAUUGGGUCGGCGAUUGACGGAAGCUGUCUAUGCAGAGGUCGAUCCGGGUUGGCAUCCACUUUUGGCGUGGGCGAGAAGCAGCAAUUAUGCAUCACAUUGCCCCACUCCUGUCCCUGCUUCCGCUCCUACUCCCACUCCUCACGAGAUGGCGUCCGAGAAUAUCACUUGA
This is a messenger RNA of Ramularia collo-cygni, 1200 nucleotides long. RefSeq lists its product as uncharacterized. The record is from RefSeq and is a predicted model, not a curated record. Bases 1 to 1200 code for a protein of 399 amino acids. NCBI's taxonomy places the organism in Eukaryota, Fungi, Ascomycota, Dothideomycetes, Mycosphaerellales, Mycosphaerellaceae. Gene Ontology annotation, biological process: regulation of transcription by RNA polymerase II. Gene Ontology annotation, molecular function: zinc ion binding; DNA-binding transcription activator activity, RNA polymerase II-specific. The transcript has 2 exons.